UGCCAAAUCCAAAGCAGAAAGAGAUCAGCAAAAUAAAAUCUCUGAAUCUUCCCGUGAUGCAAACCCUAGAAAGGUGUGGCCAUCCAUGGGAGUGGCUGAUUCUUCAGUUCCCAUACUACACAGUGUCUUCCAUUCGUCUCCAUACCCGUCUCUCUCUCUCUCUCUCUCUCUCUGCGCUGCAAUUCGGCGAAGCUGCUUCCCUCGUGAGCGCAUGAUAAUUGGUUGAAGAGGAGGGGGACAGGGGAGGGAUUGCCAACAAUUGAAGGUUAAAAUCUCACAGGAUUAUUACUACUGUAAAGCGAUUUGAUGCCGCCCGCGUCAAGGCAUCUCUGGGUCGGGAAUUUGCCCCACGGCAUUACCGACGUAGACCUCACUCGUCUUUUCUCACGCUUUGGGGAUAUCAAAAGGAUUGCUUUCCUGCCGGGUCGAAGCUAUGCGUUUAUUGACCUGGGAAGCACUGAUGAAGCUGUCUCUGCCAUGGAAGCGCUCGAUGGUUUUGCUGUUGCCGGCAACCCGCUUAGGGUUGAGUUUACAAAGGUGGACAAGUCACCGGCCGCAUCACGUGAUGAGGAACAUCUAGAGCACCGUGACCCACAACGAAGCUCUGAAAGGGCAUUAUCCUUCUCUCAGAAGGACUCAUCCAAAUUUCGCCACGGUGGUGCUGACCGAUAUCAUCCCGAGAAAUCCAAGAUUGCUGAUAAAUCCUCAGAAUCCGAACCAAGUGAGGUACUAUGGAUAGGCUUUCCAGCUCAGCUGAAGGUGGAUGAGACAAUUCUUCGGAAAGCCUUCUCUCCAUAUGGCGAGAUUGAUAAGAUCACUGCAUUUCCUGGUCGAACUUAUGCCUUUGUUCGCUUCAGGGACUUGAUUUCAGCGUGCAGGGCAAAGGAAACUCUGCAGGGAAAACUGUUUGGGAAUCCCCGAGUGCACAUUUGUUUCGCUAGGAGCGAAUCGGGAGGAGGAGGAUCCAGUGGUGGGAAGAGCUCUGUGGCUGCUUCUCUAUCUCCCCGAUUCAAGUCAGGUAUUCAUGACUUUGGUGGCAUGAGAUCUCCUCGUUUCAUUUCAAAAUUGGAAGCAGAAGACCCUGAUAUCUAUACAACAAAUCGGAGGGGUGUUUCGAGAAGCAGUGCUGAUCGUUUGUUUGGAUAUGAUCAGAGGAGGUUUACUGAAGAAAUGUCCGAGGUUGGAUUCUCACCAAAUGUGUAUGAAUAUCAUGGUACUCCAGUGAGAGAGAAAAGGGGCAACUUCCCUCAUUCUUAUCAGAAGGGUCCUGAUUUCGACCCAUGGGAUCUGCCCGAAGAAACUGACCUUUUCCCUGGUGCAAAGAGACAGAGGACAAGUGCUUUCCAUCCUGACAAUGACCUAUUAGAGUAUGACUAUGCUGACCUGAAACAUGAGAGACAAGCUCUCCCUCAAGUAACUUCCGACUUUGUCCAACCUGAGCGAUUCGAUCGAAACACUAAUAAACCCAGUCAUCAUCUAAGGUACCAGGAGAUGCCUGAUAGGCGGUCGAACUUGGUUGCGUCUCAUGGAGAAAGGAGCGAUCAUCUGAGAGCGUAUUAUGAUCAUGUCCAUGUUGGCUCAGGUCAAGAGCAAUCCAUUUCGAUAGAGAGGAAAAGAGUGACAACAGAAUCGAAUGCAACAUCACAGAAAGAGUGGAAAUGGGAAGGGACCAUAGCAAAGGGAGGAAAUCCAAUCUGUCGCGCUCGCUGCUUUCCUGUGGGCAAAUCGCUAGACAUGGUGCUGCCCGAGUUCUUGGAUUGCACAGCUCGAACGAGUCUCGAUAUGCUAUCGAAGCACUAUUACCAGGCGGCAGGUGCCUGGGUCAUUUUCUUCGUCCCAGGAUCUGAUGCUGACAUUGGGUUCUACAAUGAGUUCAUGCACUACCUUGAGGAGAAGCAGCGGGCUGCUGUUGCUAAAUUAGACGAUCGGACUACCAUGUUCCUUGUACCGCCCUCGGACUUCUCUCAGAAGGUCCUGAAAGUACCAGGUAAUCUGAGCAUCUCUGGUGUUGUUUUAAGGCUAGAGAAUCCUCUCGCCUCAAAAGUUGGGUCUCUUAACUGGCCCGAUGAAGUUAGAGAGCGACAUGACCAUCCUGAGCUACUGAGAUCAAGCCGAGAGAGCCUACCUUAUCCGGCAGGCGAUGUGGGGGCAUCUUUAAAACCUGUUGUUGGACAAAGCUUGUCUUCGCACUAUCUCCCAAGCUCGAUUGCUGCACCAAGAAAUAAUGCACCAUUUGAUUUUCCUUCAUCGAGUAACGGCAUCAAUGCUCUUCAGGAGAUGAAAGCCUCGGGUAUUUCAUCGAUCCCUAAUCCGGAGCUUCUCGUGCAAUUGGCAUCAUCUCUCAUUGGGCAGCAGAGGCAAUCCCCAAAUGCUCAAAACGCUCUGAUGGGGAAUCAAAGUCAGCCCGAGAAGCCGUUCAGUGCCCCUGAGGGUUAUAAUUUCUUGAAUAUUAAGGCGAGUUCCGAAGUCCAACCAUAUCAUCCUCAGCAGCAGUCAAAUUUCUCUGCUGUUGCUCCUCCUGUUGCUGCUGCUGCUGUUCCAGCAGAGCUUCAGACAGGGGCCCCUCAGGGAAACCAACAGGUCCCGAGCUCAGGAGUCCAAGAAGGAGACAACGAUCCUCAGAAACGGCUUCAGGCAACGCUUCAGCUAGCAGCUUCCCUGCUUCAGCAGAUCCAACAAGGAAAAGGAACUUAGCAGGCUGCCUACUCGAUAAGUGCAAAACAGUUUGAGAAGCCAAAUGACGAGUUUUAAUCGUCAUUCUUCUGUGAAUCGAAAUGGCCGUAGCUUUACUUGAUAAGGAAUGUUAAUUCUAAGAGAAUUGGUCUCUUCUUUCUUUAGCUUUGUGUUAUAGGAUCUUACAUCGGAUAGCUUCCUCGUUGAUUGCAAUAUGUGUACGUAAGCACUUUUUCAUCAUUCUUUAGUCGUUCAUAUUAUUUCAAUGGAGCCCUGAAAUUAGAAUGUGUCGGUAA
This is a messenger RNA of Punica granatum (pomegranate), 2969 nucleotides long. The record is from RefSeq and is a predicted model, not a curated record. NCBI's taxonomy places the organism in Eukaryota, Viridiplantae, Streptophyta, Magnoliopsida, Myrtales, Lythraceae.